Molecule: messenger RNA, 789 nt
Organism: Penicillium egyptiacum
Lineage: Eukaryota; Fungi; Ascomycota; Eurotiomycetes; Eurotiales; Aspergillaceae
Source: the annotation of a GenBank genome assembly
AUGACUUGCCACGUUCAAGGGAUUGCAUUUAUCACUGGGGGUGCUUCAGGAAUUGGCAAGAGCACUGCCUUUGCACUGGCCCGCAAUGGUAUCGGUGGCCUGGCCCUUGUUGAUCUCAACUUGUCGUCGCUUGAGAAUGUUCAGACCGAGAUCCGAAGCCAACAUCCAAAUGUCGAUGUUGAAAUCUUCCAAGUGAACGUAGCAGAUGAGACAUCCGUUGACACAGCUGUCCAAAAGACGGUGGAGCGUUUCGGGCGCAUUGAUAUUGGUGUCAACUGUGCUGGUAUUAGUGGAAAUCCCACUUCAACUCACCAGAUGUCUUUGACAGAGUGGAAGAAAGUAAUUGAUAUCAAUCAAACCGGAGUUUGGCUCUGUCAAAGAGCUCUGAUCAGGCAAAUGCUCACACAGGAGUUGCGUGGCACACGCGAAGGCCGUGGAGUUAUUGUUAAUGUCUCCUCCAUGUUUGGCGUUGGCGGGCCCCCCGGUCCAUUCGGGAUUCCUCACUACACCGCAGCGAAACACGCUGUUGUCGGACUAACCAAAAUGGACGCCAAAGCAUACUCCCGAGAUGGGAUUCGUAUCAAUGCCAUCUGCCCUGGUUUUGUGGACACUCCGAUCAUCAAGGAACAGAUCGAGUCUGGUUUAAUGGACGCACAGUUUGAGAUGACACCCAUCGGUCGGCCUGCGCAGGUGGAGGAGAUUUCCGAUGCGAUGCUCUUCCUUUGUUCUUCCUCGAGCAGCUACAUGUGUGGAGCGGCGUUGGUGGUUGAUGGAGGGUUUACUGCCUGA